Molecule: messenger RNA, 6913 nt
Organism: Apus apus (common swift)
Lineage: Eukaryota; Metazoa; Chordata; Aves; Apodiformes; Apodidae
Gene: KIF1A
Product: kinesin family member 1A
Exons: 51
Coding region: 1067-6553 (1828 amino acids)
Biological process (GO): microtubule-based movement
Molecular function (GO): ATP binding; microtubule motor activity; microtubule binding
Source: RefSeq, a predicted model, not a curated record
ACUAGCUCAAGCACUCAAUGGUGAUGUUAAACACCUGCUUAAAAUAAUCUGCUUUCAAAACAAAUCUCAAGAAGGCCUGAGACCAAAUGCUUGAACUCCGCAGCUGGUGGGAUUUAAGGGUGUGAUUGCUGGCUGAGCACAGUGGGAGCUCCAGGGCUGUCCCAGUGAGGUGUUAGGAGGAGGGUUUAGGGACUCAUUAAUGAGAGCAGUCCCAUCCUCCUCCUGCUGUCAGGGACGCAGGCUCACUUUUAAAACAUAAGAAGCAUUUUUGAAAAACAGCACUGAGCUUCCAAUACCUCCUGGCUGUGAAUUUUCCACUGUGCCAUGAAUAUACCUGCCUCUAGGUAUAUUCACCCCCUUUGGAAGUGAAACUCCAUUUGUCAAACCUCAGUUAGUUUUAAAGCCAUCCCCUUCUCUCAGGAUGCUUUCCAUUCUUUGGAUUUUUAAAAUAUUUCCCCCCGCCCCUUUGUUUUCUACAAAUUCAGCUGUAUUUUUCAUUUCCGUCAUGGGGAAACCCAUGUCAUGUUGACCCAACCUUACUGCUCUGCUUCCUUCAGAUCAUGGUCUGUGCAACCAGAGGUGUGCCAUCGCUCACUCCUCAUCUCCUUCCUCCCACAGUGAGCAUCCCUCUGGCAAAGACCAGGUUCCAAAAGCCCCGGGGGAUUUGCAAAGACCCUUGCAGAAGUCCCACAGGCAGGAGUCCUGCAGGCAGGGAUGCUGGAGGAGCUGGUGCCAGCCUGUGCUGUGGGGUGCUGGGUUCAUCUUCUGCCAGCCAGCUCAGCAUGGGGAGCCAGAGAGCAGGGGAUGGGCAGGAGAGGGAACGGAUGGUUAGAAGGCAGGAACAGAUUUUGUCAGGGCUGAUCCUGAUGGACCCUGUGGUCAAGGGAAGCAUCCUUUUCUGGCCAGUGUGAGGAUUAACUGGGACUUGGGAAAGGUGGGUCCGGCUGCGGAGAACCCAGACACCAAUGCUGGGAUGAGUGGCUGCUCUGGGAGAUGCUAGAGAGUUCAUUUCGUCUUGUGAGGACAGACUGCUUCCCGCUAGCAGGACCCACCUCUGGCUGGCGUGAUGGCGGGAGCCUCCGUGAAGGUGGCGGUGCGCGUCCGGCCCUUCAACUCCCGGGAGAUGAGCCGGGAGUCUAAAUGCAUUAUCCAGAUGUCGGGAAGCACAACCACUAUCCUGAACCCAAAGCAGCCCAAAGAGACUCCAAAAAGCUUCAGCUUUGACUAUUCCUACUGGUCCCACACCACGCCCUCAGACAUCAACUAUGCAUCUCAGAAGCAAGUGUACCGGGACAUUGGGGAGGAGAUGUUGCAACAUGCCUUCGAAGGCUACAACGUCUGCAUCUUCGCCUAUGGGCAGACGGGCGCUGGCAAAUCCUACACCAUGAUGGGGAAGCAGGAGAAGGACCAGCAAGGCAUCAUCCCACAGCUGUGUGAGGACCUCUUCUCCCGCAUCAACGACACGACGAAUGACAACAUGUCCUACUCCGUGGAGGUGAGCUACAUGGAGAUAUACUGCGAGCGCGUGAGGGACCUCCUGAACCCCAAGAAUAAGGGGAAUCUGCGGGUCAGGGAGCAUCCUCUUAUGGGCCCAUAUGUUGAGGACCUUUCCAAGCUGGCUGUGACCUCCUACAAUGACAUCCAAGACCUCAUGGACUCUGGAAACAAGGCCCGCACAGUGGCUGCCACCAACAUGAACGAGACCAGCAGCCGCUCCCACGCCGUGUUCAACAUCAUCUUCACGCAGAAGCGGCACGACGCUGAGACAGACAUCACCACUGAGAAGGUCAGCAAAAUCAGCCUGGUGGACCUGGCAGGGAGCGAGCGAGCUGACUCCACUGGUGCAAAGGGCACAAGACUAAAGGAAGGAGCAAACAUCAACAAGUCCUUGACCACACUGGGGAAAGUCAUCUCUGCCCUGGCUGAAAUGGAUUCGGGGCCAAACAAGAACAAAAAGAAGAAGAAGACUGAUUUCAUCCCCUAUCGGGACUCGGUGCUGACCUGGCUGCUGCGGGAGAAUCUGGGGGGCAACUCCAGGACAGCCAUGGUCGCUGCUCUCAGUCCUGCUGACAUAAACUAUGAUGAGACCCUCAGCACCCUCAGGUACGCUGACCGUGCCAAGCAGAUCCGCUGCAACGCUGUCAUCAACGAGGACCCCAACAACAAGCUCAUCCGGGAGCUGAAGGACGAGGUGGCCCGUCUGCGUGACCUUCUCUAUGCCCAGGGCCUUGGGGACAUCAUUGACACCCAUCCUGCUGCAGGAGGAUCCAAAUAUGUGUCCGACUUUGAGAACAAUAAUGAUGCUAGAGGGGGAGAGCUGAGUCACCGCCCUGACAAUCUCUCCACAGUGACCAAUGCCAUCGCUGGGAUCAGUCCCUCUUCCUCCCUGUCAGCCUUGUCCAGCCGUGCUGCCUCUGUUGCCAGCCUCCACGAGCGCAUCAUGUUUGCUCCGGGCAGUGAAGAGGCCAUCGAGAGGCUCAAGGAAACCGAGAAGAUCAUUGCAGAGCUGAACGAGACGUGGGAAGAGAAGCUGCGGAGGACAGAAGCGAUCCGGAUGGAGAGGGAAGCAUUGCUGGCUGAAAUGGGGGUGGCCAUGAGGGAGGAUGGAGGCACCUUGGGUGUUUUCUCUCCUAAAAAGACACCCCACUUGGUCAACCUGAACGAGGACCCGCUCAUGUCUGAGUGUCUUCUCUACUACAUCAAGGACGGGAUAACAAGGGUUGGCCGGGAAGAUGCAGAGAAGAGGCAGGACAUUGUUCUCAGUGGGCACUUCAUUAAGGAAGAGCACUGCCUUUUCCGCAGUGACACCAAAACCGGUGGUGAAGUGAUAGUGACCCUGGAGCCCUGUGAGGGUGCUGACACCUAUGUGAAUGGCAAGAAGGUGACAGAGCCCAGCAUCUUACGCUCAGGAAACCGCAUCAUCAUGGGGAAGAGCCACGUCUUCCGCUUCAACCACCCCGAGCAGGCUCGGCAGGAGCGGGAGAGGACCCCGUGUGCUGAGACCCCUGCGGAGCCUGUGGACUGGGCUUUUGCCCAGAGGGAGCUGCUGGAGAAGCAAGGCAUCGACAUGAAGCAGGAGAUGGAGCAGCGGCUCCAGGAGCUGGAGGACCAGUACCGGAGGGAGCGGGAGGAGGCAAAUUACCUUCUCGAGCAGCAGAGGCUGGACUAUGAGAGCAAACUGGAGGCUCUCCAGAAGCAGAUGGACUCUAGGUAUUACCCUGAGGCAAACGAGGAAGAAGAUGAGCCUGAAGAUGAAGUGCAGUGGACGGAGCGGGAGUUUGAGCUGGCCCUCUGGGCCUUUAGGAAGUGGAAGUGGUACCAGUUCACCUCCCUCCGUGACCUGCUCUGGGGCAAUGCCAUCUUCCUCAAGGAAGCCAAUGCCAUCAGUGUGGAGCUGAAGAAGAAGGUCCAGUUCCAGUUCGUGCUCCUCACAGACACACUCUACUCGCCCCUCCCUCCCGACCUGCUGCCUCCCGAUGCUGCCAAGGACCGGGAGAAGCGACCAUUCCCCCGGACCAUCGUGGCCGUGGAGGUGCAGGACCAGAAGAACGGGGCUACACAUUACUGGACCCUGGAGAAGCUGAGGCAGCGCCUGGACCUGAUGCGCGAGAUGUACGACCGUGCAGCAGAAGUGCCUUCUAGUGUCAUCGAGGACUGCGACAACGUGGUGACGGGUGGAGAUCCUUUCUACGACCGCUUCCCCUGGUUCAGGCUGGUGGGCAGUUCAGAUAUCUCUGGCUGCAACAGCUCUCCUCUUUUCAACACAUGCAUGAGCGAGCGCAUGGCUGAUCUCACCCCCUCCCCUACCUUCUCGAACCCCGACUCCGACAUCACCGAGCCUGCUGACGAGCAGCACCAGGGGCAGGAGGAGGAGGAGGAGGAGGCGGAGGACCUGGAGGAAGACAUCUUUCCGGAGUGCCCGCUGUGUGAUGGCCGGGAUCCGUUUUACGACCGCUCCCCCCUGUUCAGUUUAGUAGGAAGGGCCUUCGUCUACCUGAGCAACCUCCUGUACCCCGUGCCCCUGGUCCACCGCGUGGCCAUCGUCAGCGAGAAGGGCGAAGUGAAGGGCUUCCUGCGCGUGGCUGUCCAGGCCAUCUCAGCGGAUGAGGAAGCCCCUGACUACGGCUCUGGCGUGCGGCAGUCAGGGAUGGCCAAGAUCUCCUUUGAUGACCAGUACUUUGAGAAGUUCCAGUCGGAGUCGUGCCCAGCUGUGGGGAUGUCACGCUCAGGGACCUCCCAGGAGGAGCUGCGCAUCGUGGAGGGCCAGGGGCAGGCCAGCGACACGGGUCCCUCUGCUGAUGAAGUCAACAACAAUACCUGUGCAGUGACUCAAGAGGACCUUCUCCUGGACAGCCCAGAGAAGACUUCACCAGAUGGGCCACUAGAGACUGCUCUGGACCACCUGAAGCUGGGCAGCAUCUUCACUUUCCGUGUGACAGUCCUGCAAGCCUCCAGCAUCUCUGCGGAAUAUGCAGAUAUCUUCUGCCAGUUCAACUUCAUCCAUCGCCAUGAUGAGGCCUUUUCAACAGAGCCCUUGAAGAACACGGGACGGGGGCCACCCCUUGGUUUCUACCAUGUCCAAAAUAUUGCUGUGGAGGUGACCAAGUCCUUCAUUGAAUACAUCAAGAGCCAGCCAAUUGUAUUUGAAGUGUUUGGGCACUACCAGCAGCACCCUUUCCCACCCCUCUGCAAGGAUGUCCUGAGCCCCCUGAGGCCAUCCCGGCGCCACUUCCCCCGUGUGAUGCCACUCUCCAAACCAGUGCCUGCCACCAAGCUGAGCACCAUGACUCGGCCCAGCGCCGGCCCGUGCCAGUGCAAGUACGACCUGAUGGUCUUCUUUGAGAUCUGUGAGCUGGAGGCCAACGGCGACUAUAUCCCCGCUGUUGUGGACCACCGUGGAGGCAUGCCAUGCCAUGGGACCUUCCUCCUCCACCAGGGCAUCCAGAGGAGAAUCACUGUCACCUUGGUGCAUGAAACGGGCAGCCUCAUCCGCUGGAAGGAAGUGCGGGAGCUGGUUGUGGGUCGGAUCCGGAACACCCCAGAAGCAGAUGAGUCUCUCAUCGACCCCAACAUCCUGUCCCUGAACAUCCUCUCUGCUGGGUACAUCCACCCCUCCCAGGAUGACCGGCAGUUUCUUGAUUCGGAUAUGCCUAGCAUUUCGUUCGGAAAUGACACUAGGACCUUCUACCAGUUCGAGGCGGCGUGGGACAGCUCCAUGCACAACUCGCUGCUGCUCAACCGGGUCACCCCGUACCGGGAGAAAAUCUACAUCACUCUUUCCGCCUACAUCGAGAUGGAGAACUGCACGCAGCCUGCUGUCAUCACCAAAGACUUCUGCAUGGUUUUCUACUCCCGGGAUGCCAAGCUUCCUGCCUCCCGCUCCAUCCGCAACCUCUUUGGCAGUGGCAGCCUGCGGGCUUCUGAGAGCAACCGCGUGACAGGAGUCUAUGAGCUCAGCCUCUGCCGCGUGGCCGAUGCUGGCAGCCCAGGGAUGCAGAGACGGCGCCGGCGCGUGCUGGACACCUCUGUAGCCUACGUGCGGGGAGAGGAGAACCUGGCUGGCUGGAGGCCCCGCAGCGACAGCCUUAUCCUCGACCACCAGUGGGAGCUGGAUAAACUCAGCCUCCUGCAAGAAGUGGAGAAGACAAGGCACUACCUGCUCCUGCGCGAGAAGCUGGAGACAACCCAGCGCCUGGGCCUGGAGACCCUGUUCCCCUGCUCCAGUGAGGACUCCGAGUCCCGAAGCACCUCCUGCGUCUCCUCCCCACUCUCUGUCGACGGGGCCCCCGAGGGCCGCACCUCUCCCCCCGAGACCCCAAGUGAGAGGCAGAAGGAGCUGGCUGUGAAGUGCUUGCGCCUGCUCACGCACACCUUCAACAGGGAGUACAGCCACAGCCACGUCUGCAUUAGUGCCAGCGAGAGCAAGCUGUCUGAAAUGUCCGUGACCCUAAUGAGAGACCCCUCCAUGCCAGCUCUCGGGGUCACCACUCUCACCCCCUCCUCGACCUGCCCUUCACUGGUGGAAGGAUGCUACAAUGCUAUGGAGGUCAGGCCCCACCAGGUCUCCUCCAGGGCAGACAGCCCUGACCUGGAACCUGUGGUAGAAGGAGAGCAGAAGAAGUCCCCAGCCUGCCGGCCUGAGGAGGAGAAGGAGCCCCAGCGUUUGCUGGUGCCUGACAUCCAGGAGAUCCGGGUCAGCCCCAUCGUCUCCAAAAAGGGCUACUUGCACUUCCUGGAGCCCCACACCAACGGGUGGGUGAAGCGCUUCGUGGUGGUGCGGCGCCCCUACGUCUACAUCUACAACUCGGACAAGGAUGCAGUUGAGAGGGCCAUACUCAACCUCUCCAAGGCCCAGGUGGAGUACAGCGAGGACCAGCAGGCCAUGCUCAAGACCCCAAACACGUUUGCGGUGUGUACGGAGCACCGGGGCAUCCUGCUGCAGGCAAGCAGUGACAAGGACAUGCACGACUGGCUCUAUGCCUUCAACCCUCUCCUGGCUGGGUCUAUAAGAUCCAAGCUGUCCAGAAGGAGAACAGCCCAGAUGAGAAUCUAACCUGAAAAACACCCUCCACCUCAUCCGUCUGCCAACAGGAUCAAGAUAGCUGAUUCUGUCUUCAAGACUCCCAUGUUAACAUCUGAUCUCUCACACCAUCUGCUGCCCCAGCUGUCUGCUCCAUGGAAGGAUCUGUCUCGAUUCACACCUUCACAGGGGAAACUCACUUCCAUUCAUAGCUGCAAAAGCCUGGACCUGCCUGGGCAGAAUUUCUCGUGCGCAUGUCAUCUUCUGCCCACCCCCCCCCAUCCCCCGUGGGUGACCUUCUUGUCACUCCAUCUGUAACACUCCAGAAAGGUCCCUGUUGGAGAGGAGGGAGUGAGGAGGGGAGUUUUGGCUGAAAGCUGGUCUUUUGAUCUA